Periophthalmus magnuspinnatus is the source of this 2036-nucleotide messenger RNA. It is a transcript of the gene rhcga, whose product is annotated as Rh family, C glycoprotein a. The transcript has 11 exons. Gene Ontology annotation, cellular component: plasma membrane. Gene Ontology annotation, biological process: ammonium transmembrane transport; ammonium homeostasis. The coding region runs from base 65 to 1519 and encodes 484 amino acids. The record is from RefSeq and is a predicted model, not a curated record. Gene Ontology annotation, molecular function: ammonium channel activity. Lineage: Eukaryota; Metazoa; Chordata; Actinopteri; Gobiiformes; Gobiidae.
AGGAGUGCGCAGCUGUGUGCAGGACACAUCCAAACAGAGACAGCAGCAGAUCAUACACUUCAUAAUGGGCAACUGUUGCGCGUAUCUGGGUCCACAAAAGAACACCAAUGUCCGGGUGAGCCUCCCCGCCGUGUGCUUCGUGUGGCAGAUCGCAAUGAUCAUCCUGUUUGGUGUUUUCAUCCGCUAUGAUGAGGAGUCAGACGCGCACUGGGUGGAAACCAGAAGACAUGAAAACAUCUCGAGCGACAUUGAAAAUGACUUCUACUACAGAUACCCAAGUUUCCAAGAUGUCCAUGUCAUGAUCUUCGUUGGAUUUGGUUUCCUAAUGACUUUCCUGAAACGCUACAGUUUUGGAGGUGUGGGUUUCAACUUCCUGAUCGCAGCCUUUGGUCUCCAGUGGGCGCUCCUCAUGCAGGGCUGGUUCCAUUCCCUCGAUCACACCACUGGGAAAAUCUCCAUUGGUAUUGAGAGUUUGAUCAAUGCUGACUUCUGCUGCGCUGGCUCUCUGAUCGCCUACGGUGCGCUCCUGGGUAAAGUUAGCCCUGUGCAGUUGCUGGUGGUGACUUUGUUUGGUGUUACGCUAUUUGCUGUGGAAGAAUACAUCAUCCUUGAUCUGCUUCAUUGCCGUGAUUCUGGUGGCUCAAUGGUCAUUCAUGCUUUUGGCGGUUACUAUGGUCUGGGCAUCUCCUGGAUCCUUUAUCGACCAAACUUACACCAAAGCAAGCAACUCAUUGGUUCUGUCUACCACUCUGAUGUGUUUGCUAUGAUUGGGACCCUGUUCUUGUGGAUGUUCUGGCCCAGUUUCAACUCUGCCAUCACAGACCACGGUGACGGACAGCACAGAACAGCCAUAAACACGUACCUCGCUCUAGCCUCGUGUGUGCUCACCACUGUGGCCCUCUCCAGUAUGUCUCAAAAGAAAGGCAAGCUGGACAUGGUGCAUAUCCAGAAUGCCACGCUGGCUGGUGGUGUGGCUAUGGGAACAGCUGCUGAGUUUAUGAUUACUCCUUAUGGCGCUCUGAUCGUGGGCUUUUGCUGUGGCAUCAUAUCGACGUUUGGCUACCUGUUUAUCACACCUUUCUUGGAGAAGUAUCUUAAGCUCCAGGACACUUGUGGAGUGCAUAACUUGCAUGCAAUGCCAGGAAUGCUCGGUGGGUUCGUAGGGGCCAUUGUAGCUGCUGCUGCGAGUGAAAGUGUCUAUGGAAAAGAAGGGUUGAUCAAUACUUUUGACUUUGAGGGCAAAUUUGCAAAUCGAGGAGUUGGAACACAGGGUGGAUUCCAGGCGGCAGGCACAUGUGUCGCCAUCGCCUUUGGGCUGGUCGGAGGAGCCAUCGUCGGUUUUAUCCUGAAGUUUCCAAUUUGGGGAGAUCCCGCUGAUGACAACUGUUAUGAUGAUGAAGUCUACUGGGAGGUUCCUGAAGAUGAAGAGUCAAUUCCUCCAGUGUUGGAGUACAACAACCACAUGAUCCACAAGCACCAAGACAUAGCCGAGUCCAACUUCUCAGUGGAACAAAGUUAAUCAAAUACAUAACUGAUGUACUUUUAAUAUAGCUGUGGUUUAAAGAAUGAGCCACUUUGACAAUCUGUGAAUGAAAACAUUAAGAUGCUUAUUAAUGUUAUUUGAGCUCAAUAAGGUGUAAUAUACAAAAAGCACUAUGUUUAUGACUAAUUGUAUUUAGGACAGUGGAAAAUGUCCUUAUGCUUAUUCCAGUGUAUUGCUCUUAUACACCAGGGUCACAGACAUGUGCUAGCUAUAAAGGUUGUGUAUUUAAGUAUUACAAUGUCCUUUUACUGCCAAAUGUGACUACAUUAUUUUAAUGUAAAAUUAUAUGUAUUUUAUUUGUACAUAUGAAUGUGCCCUUUUUUUUGAAAGGUUGAAGUUGAAUAACUAUGACACAGUUUACAAACCAGGCGUUUUGUGUGGUUGAAAGUUAACACUUCACUCAGAGUUUUAUGUGGAAAAUAUCAUUUGAUUAACGUAUUUUAAUGUGAAAUUUGUUUUGAAAUUGUGUUGAAUAAAAAUGACUGUAUAUUUU